Danio rerio (zebrafish) is the source of this 5503-nucleotide messenger RNA. NCBI's taxonomy places the organism in Eukaryota, Metazoa, Chordata, Actinopteri, Cypriniformes, Danionidae. The record is from RefSeq and is a predicted model, not a curated record.
UUUACUUUUUACUUUAAUAGUGCAAAUGUAGGGUGAAAUGUUAUUGAGCACACAGUCAGGACGGUAUGAAUGGGAAUACCUCGUACAGUUCGUACCCAAAAUGUUUACUUUUAUGUAUUUCUUUAAUGUCCUGUGCAAGUAGCCCGAAAGGGUGGAACCAAAAACGAAGGCAGCAAGAAAAACACACAGGCCGUGCUUUAAAAUUCAUGUCGCCUCCUGACUUACACAACAUUUUUAUCAAUCGAGAGCGUGUUCAGAAUGGAUUUAGCUAAACAACUCGCACUAAAAAUGCUGUCUAGAACGCUGCAAGUGCUGUCUACAUAGGGGACUCGCUGUGCUUUUGAACAGCGCCUCGUUUUCGUGAAUCCCCAUUGGUCAAAGCGUAGCUCCUGCUGCCACAAUACUGCACACACGUGACCCUGCUUUUCUGUACACACACACACACACACACACUGUAAAAAAACGCAGCAGCCACUUAAAAGCCAAUGCUAUGGCGCUUUGACCAGCGAUUUCCCACCACGCAUGCAAACAAUCGCCAUGAACACUUUUAGUCUCCGCUGACUUUCCCCACCGCGCGUUUUCCCGGGCGUAAUGGCGAGCGCGCUGCAGAUGAAGCCCUCCAGUCUGGAGCACACACGGAAGCGCGUGAUUGAUCCACGACGGAGACAAGCUGCUCUCUCAUUCCUCAGCAACAUCUCUCUGGAUGGACGACCUGUGCAGGAUGACGGGGACAUCCAGGCGGAGGAGGAGGAGGACGCCUCGAGGACUAGAGAGAGCCUGGUUUGUGCGGUGGGCCAGCAGGCAUUGGCCGCGGCAGCGAACCAGGCUCUAAGUACUGCCCGCGCCGCUGGAUUCAUGGCCGGGACGGUGGCUACCAGCGCGGCCGCGGCGGCUCCUCCUCCUCCGGAUCCGGACGGGGAUGCUCAGCUGCUCCAGUCCGCCUUCAGCUCCCCGUUUUCAGCGGUGCCGCCGGCUACCAGAGGGAGACUCCAAACCUACACUCAGGGAAUCCUGCCGGUGUCAUACGCCCGGCAGUCCAGCCAGAACUACUGCUGUCUAGAGGGAGGGCAGAUCGCCAACUCAGCCCUGGAGCUCCAAAGAUCCAGGCGGAGACUAAUAUCCCAGCGUUCUUCACUGGAGACUCUUGAGGAUAUUGAGGAGAAUGCGCCUCUACGCAGAUGCCGAACUUUAUCCGGUUCACCCCGACCAAAGAGUUUCAAGAAGGUCCACUUCAUUAAAAACAUAAGACAGCAUGAUAUGCGCAAUGGAAGCAGGGAUGUGAAGGCAGAAAGCGGACGCCAGCGACACCCCUCAGGUGGCAUGAGUGCCAAGGAGAUGGUGAUUGGCCUGGAGGGGGUUGAACUGGGUGCAGAUGGCAAGACGGUGUCAUAUGCACAGUUUCUGUAUCCCACCAAUGUCCUGGGCCGUCGAAACACCAUCGACUCCACGUCGUCUUUCUCUCAGUCUCGUAACGCCAGCCAUCGCAGCCUCAUUCUGGCUCGUGCCAACAGUAACCAGAGUAGCCUUGACACAGGGAAUGAACUGGGAGAUUUCAGGGAGUACGACCCAAAUCUUCUGGAUGACCCACAGUGGCCAUGUGGAAAACACAAAAGAGUGCUGAUCUUUCCCUCAUACAUGACCACGGUCAUCGAGUACGUCAAACCCUCUGAUCUGAAGAAGGACAUGAACGAGACCUUCAAGGAGAAGUUCCCACACAUUCGUCUGACACUGAGCAAAAUCAGAAGCCUGAAGAGAGAGAUCCGGAAACUCACCCAGGAGGAGUUCGGCUAUGAGGAGUCUACAGUGGCCAUGGCCUUUGUUUACUUCGAGAAGCUGGUGCUUCAGGGCAAACUCAACAAACAGAACCGCAAACUCUGCGCCGGAGCCUGUGUCCUCCUCGCAGCCAAGAUUGGAGGAGACCUGAAGAAACAUGAAGUCAAGCUCCUGAUCGACAAACUGGAGGAGAGGUUUAGGGUGAACCGUCGAGAGCUGAUCGCCUUCGAGUUCCCAGUUCUGGUGGCUCUAGAGUUCAACCUGCACCUCCCCGAGCACGAAGUCAUGCCGCAUUACAGACGCCUGCUGCAAAACUCCUAGCGACAGCCCCAUCAGGAGAAGCCCAGCGUCUCUCCUGAUCUCCCCCAGAAAAAAACCCUAUGCACAUCGCCAACGAUCAUCUCCAGAUGUUGGAACGAAGACACUAUUCCACUGUUCUCCUUUCGGCCAAAGUGACAGCUCUUUCGUUUUGACUUGAAGAAGCUACUUUCUAAAGGGAAGACCUCUUUCCUAGACUGUUGAUUUUUCUCAGUUAACUGGGAACAUUUGUUUUCCUGCUUGCAGGUGUUAGACAUACUGAGGGUUCUGUCAGCAUUUGAUCGGCCCAUGUUGUUCGAAUAAGGUUGUUUUUUUUCUCGAUGAAACACAAAAGUAGAAAUCGCUGAUGUUUUCAAUACAGUGGCGAGCUACAAAAACGCGACAAAAUUGGUCCGUUUGACCAGUGCUCUGUUCUGAAGCCGUAGUUUUUUUUUUAAGUAGAAGACUCAACGUUCAUCCAAAAAUGAAAAACACGCCAAACUUGUAUCGCUUGGUUUUAUAUGCAAAACACGUUGAAAUUCCGAAAUAUUGACCGUACAGUGUAAAUAAAACCUUUUACAGAAAACAGUAGUGAACAAGUAGAGCUGCACGAUAUUGGAAAAAUCUGACAUUGCGAUAUAAAGUUUUUCUGUCAUAUGUACUGCGAUAUAUUGCAUCUAUACAAUUUCACCUAAUAAUUAAAUAGCACUACUUGGAAAGAAUUUAUAGACACACUUUAUUUUAAGCAGAGGGCUUAAAAAGGGCCGGUGUCCAGCAAAGUUUAGCUCCAAGCUCAAUCAGAGACACCUGGGCUAGCCAAUCAAUCUCUUACUAGGCAUUCUAGAAACGUCCUUGCAGUUGUGGCAAGUUGGAAUAAAAAUCUGCAGGACAGCGGCCCUCCAGGACAGAGUUUGGGCACCCCUCGUUUUAGGGCUCAUUUUAAGAGACUGACUUUUUUUUUUUUUUAAGUCACGCUCCCGACAGGUAUUAUUCCGCACUCGACCCCUGGAGGGCCGGUGUCCAGCAAAGUUUAGCUCCAACCCCAAUUGGACAAACCUGGACUAGCUAAUCAAGCUCUUACCAGGCUUUCUAGAAACAUCCUUGCAGGUAUGUUGAGGCAAGUUUCAACUAAAAUCUGCAGGACGCUGGCCCUUAAGGACUGAGUUUGGGCACCCCUGAUUUUAAGGCUUACUUCCCGCUAGAGGUCUGCGCGGGACUGAUUUUUUUAGUCCUGCUCCCGCCAGGUCUUAUUUCACACCCAACCGCUUUCGCUGUGUAUUUAGUCUUUAUUCACCUACUGUACCCUUAGAAUAAUUUUCUACCCAACCCGACUAUUCCCGCAAAAUUUAGAUCUGGUUGAAUCCAUACAAUGGGUUUUUAUGAGAAGGCUCGUUGCUCGCCAAAUUUGUAUCACUUUGUUUUAUGUGCAGAACACAUUUGUUGAUAUUCUGAAAUAUUGACCGUAAAGAACAAAUAAAAACUUUUACCGAAUACAGUAGUUAACAAGUAGAGCUGCACGAUAUUGGAAAAAUCUGACAUUGCGAUAUAAAUUUUUUUAAGGCUUAUUUUAAGGGACUGACUUUUUUUAAGUCACGCUCCUGCCAGGUAUUAUUCUGCACUCGACCCCUGGAGGGCCGGUGUCCAGCAAAGUUUAGCUCCCAGCCCAAUCAGACACACCUAGGCUAGCUAAUCAAGCUUUUACCAGGCUUUCUAGAAACAUCCUUGCAGGUGUGUUAAGGAAAGUUUCAACUAAAAAUUGCAGGACAGUGGCCCUCCAGGACUGAGUUUGGGCAUCCCUGAUUUUAAGCCUCAUUUUAAGGGUCUGAUUUUUUUUUUUUGUCCCGCUCCCGCCAGGUAUUAUUCCGCACUUGACCCCUGGAGGGCCGGUGUCCAGCAAUGUUUUGUUCCAACCCCAAUUGGAAAAACCUGGACUAGCUAAUCAAGCUCUUUACCAGGCUUUCUAAAAACAUCCUUGCAGGUAUAUUGAGGCAAGUUUGAACUAAAAUCUGCAAGACACCAGUCCUCCAGAACUUUUUGGGCACCACCAAGGGUUUGGGCACCCCUGAUUUUAAGGCUCCAUUCCCGCUAGAGGUCUGCGCGGGACUGAUUUUUUUAGUGCUGCUCCCGCCAGGUCUUAUUCUACACCUAACCGCUUUUGCUGUAUAUUCAGUCUUUGUUCACCCGCUGCACACUUAGAAUAAUUUUCUACCCAACCCAACUAUUCCCGCUAGAAUGGGGGGGGGGGUAGCAUGUGAUAGACUGCGGGGGUAAGAAGGGUGCAUGACCAGAAGGAACACGUGCGAUUUCCGGGAGAUUAUCACUCGUUUGCGGGCAUUUUGAGUCCCGCAAAUGCAUAGAGACAGGAUGUCUGAAUAUCACGUUUAACAACUGUAGUGAGACGCAAUCCAGUGGUACAAUCUUUAUUUGUACCGGGUUUAUGAUGGGGGCGGGGCAAUGGAUCGCGAUGCUGGCUCAGCAUUGUGUUGUCUAUUGGCCAUCGUCUAUCGGCCCAACCCUAAUGGGCGUUUUAUUCGGAAAUGUAUUCUCGCGCUGCAAGAAAUCUGGUAUCCACCGGUACUGCAGACCACUAAUUCCCGCGAUUGGUCAACGAUUAACUACGACUUUUCUUCAAUAAACUUCUAAUUUGGUCCUUGUUAAUAGAUAUUAAGUUAGCUUAGCUAUUGGGUAACAUUUUGUAAAUGUUCAAAUUACCCUGCAAAGUUUUUGAUGUAUAAAUAACUUAAUACAAUAAUUUUUUAUUAAACUUCCAAUUGGCUAAAUGUCUUGUGCCUGAAUACUUGAACCUCUCUCAGGCCUUAAAAACAUGCAAACAAUACAAUUUCCCUCCAUUAUGGUUAAACUCUGCAAUGAUUCAACAAUUCUCAUGUUCUGAACUGUGACUCUUGCUCAGAUAUAAUCCCAACUCAGCAUUGUAUAUCUACCGCAUGCGAUGUGAAUAUUGCGGAUGCACACAUUGCGAUAUCGAUGCUGAAAGGAUAUAUUGUGCAGCCCUUAUUUGAAGUGAUCAAAAAAGGUUCGUCAACACAUGGUGUUGUUCAAUAGUUUCAACUCAAAAGAUAACAAUUCACUUUAAAUGUUGACUUCUGUAUCUGAAAAAGAAAAGCAAUACAAGUUUGGAACCGAAUUUCGCCUUUAAUAAUCACUGUUGGAAGGUCUGUUGUGUUUCAUGGGAAAAUGAACAGUUGGAGCGAUAUCGAACAAUACUUGACAAGGGCAAGUAAAUGAUGACAGAACAUUGGUUUUCACAUUCGUAUGCCGACCAAGUUUGGACUGUUUGAUUUCUGCAUUCUUUCAGCAGAUUAUAGUAUUUCUGUGUUAUUAGUUUUUCCAUUCACAUCUACCUUAAUUCCAAAGUUUGACACUCUGCCAAAUCGGACGAUCGCUCUCGGUUGAAAGCCUUAAAAAAAAAAAA